Messenger RNA from Papaver somniferum (opium poppy), 1348 nucleotides. RefSeq lists its product as uncharacterized. NCBI's taxonomy places the organism in Eukaryota, Viridiplantae, Streptophyta, Magnoliopsida, Ranunculales, Papaveraceae. The transcript is spliced from 2 exons. The record is from RefSeq and is a predicted model, not a curated record. Bases 754 to 1035 code for a protein of 93 amino acids. Gene Ontology annotation, molecular function: oxidoreductase activity.
GUAGUUGUAUAGGUCAUAGCUAAGUUACCUCAGAGGUGUUUUGGACUAAAUCCUUGGGCAGCCUUACAAAAGUGGCUGGAGGCGGGUCCCUUCAAAUCCUGAACAUGGCUUAGAAUCGAACAAACUCAAGUUUGGUCUUGUUGGUCUUGUUAUUUGUUUCUGUACAUGGUCCAAAACUUGGCUAUUGUGCUAAGUGAAAGCCACAACCACACCCAUUUUCUAGAUUUUGGACACUGUGAAAUCCACCGACAAAAAGGUUCAGGCAUGCACCCAUUUCUUCCGUCAAAUUUAUUCCUAGACCCAGAAUUUUUAGAAUUUUAUUUCCGUUUUUUAACAGUUCAAUCUCCUCUUCUCUUUAUCUCUCUUUGUGCCUCUCGAGAUCCAAAGCAAGGAAGAAAUAAGAAACUAACUAGAAGAAGGAAUACAAGAAAAUCAGAAAAGAUGUUUUCUCUCAUGGCGAACUAAAUAGCAGAUCUAAAAAUUGAUGGAGAAAGAUCAUGAUGAUGGUGACUGCCGGUGGGUUGUUGAAGGUGCUAGAAGACAUGGGUCGUCGUUGGAUAUCAAUUCUAUUGGAAAUCGACUAUGACGAGCAAGGUUUUUUUUUUUGUGUGUGUGCUUGACAGGAAAGUGAUGAUGUUUGCGAUAGGUUGUUCAUUUUUUGAGCUUUUAAAUCACUGAAUUCCCGAUUUAUUGAGGUUCUUCUGCAAUUACAUCUAUUAGAACAAAUGAUUCUUUUAGGAGUUGAUUGUGCUGAUGAGAUUCUUUUAUUCCAGAUACACACAGUGUCUCAUGGCUAACACCAGUGGGAAGAAGCUUAUCAAAAUUGAUGUCAGUUUAGAUACCGUUUGCCCAUGGUGUUUUGUAGGCAAGAAAAAUCUUGAUAAAGCUAUUGAAUCAUCAAAGGAUCAAUUUGACUUUGAGGUUAGAUGGCAUCCGUACAUGCUUAACCCUUCUGCUCCAAAAGAAGGUGUUCUUAAACGGGAUUUCUACAGGGAAAAGUUUGGACCUCGUGUUCAACAAAUUGAGGUCGAAUGACAGAGGUUUGCCUCGAUCUCACUAUAAAAUCAGGGAUGGUGAUUUGUAUAGUAGCCAUCUCCAUUUUUCUAUUACAGGUAUUCCGUGGAAUUGGGUGAUUUAUCACGUAUGUAUGAAGCAUAUUUAGUGGCUGAUAAAUUGGCUGCAAGUAUGAUUUUCAUUUUCAGUUGUUGUCAUCUCAUGGUUCAUAAUUUUCCUAGCGUUUUUAGGGGCCACUCAAAAGGAAUUAGGCGCCAUUUUUUAUUCCCAUCCAUUGAAGGAGGUUAAGGGAUGUCUUAAAAAUAAAAAUUGUCUAUAUUGUUCUUCACCUUUA